Molecule: messenger RNA, 318 nt
Organism: Zychaea mexicana
Lineage: Eukaryota; Fungi; Mucoromycota; Mucoromycetes; Mucorales; Lichtheimiaceae
Exons: 1
Coding region: 1-318 (105 amino acids)
Source: RefSeq, a predicted model, not a curated record
AUGAAAUUCUUCUCUGCUUUCUCUUCUUCACGCGUAGCUGCUGCCAGCAACAACAGCAAUGAUGAUCAUUGUUUUGCACCGGCCCCAUACGAAAAGCCAACAAGUCGUAACAGUCUCGAAUGGUUGACUCAGGUGGUUACACCUCAUCGCCGUCGCCGAACAUCGACCUCUUCUGAAGAUAGUACCUUAUCGAGCGCAUCAUCGAUCUCGUCUGCUUCUUCCAUAAUGUCGCCCAAGUCCAGGGAAUUCGAAUCCUUGAUUGUGGAACACCCUACGCGAACAGUCAGACUCAGCGUUACACCUGGUUAUGCAGUUUAA